UGGCGGCGGCCCCGGUGCGCUCGCUCCCAGCGCGCGUCGUGCUGUGCUCUCCUGGAGCGCGUGCCUGUGUUGUGGCCGCGCACCCUACUCAGCACCCCCCCUCCUCCCCCUCUCUCUCCUAAACACAGACAGAGCAGACGCAGACAUGGCGGUAGUGUGAAGCGGUGGAGAUUCCCCCCUUCUGUAUAAUAUCAUGCAUCUCCUACAGCCCUCUGCAAAGUGCUGAAGUGUGGCCUCGUCACUCGGACACAAAGAGAGAGAGAGAAUGGCGGACCGCAGCAUUGAUAGUCUGCCUCUUCCUCUCGAGGUGAGGGCGAAGCUGGCCGAGCUGGAUUUGGAAUUAUCCGAAGGAAGUGAUGCAAAGGAAUUUCCUAGGCACGUCUGCGAAGAAGCAAGGCACAAUGGCAUCGCCCUGUUAUCCAAAUAUCCAAGUGAGCUGCACGCAAUUACUGACAACACCUUUGUUCAACUAGAUACAAAAUCUAACUAUAAUGGAGACAUCACACAAAAAGGCUACGAGAAGAAGCGAUCCAAAUUGCUUGGGGCUUACCUACCACAACCUCCAGGAGUGGAACCUUCACUACCACAAGAGCGUCGAACACCAGUCACACCAUCAUCCUCCUCCAGAUACCACCGUCGCCGGUCAUCAGGGUCACGAGAUGAACGUUACAGAUCAGAUGUUCACACAGAGGCAGUGCAAGCUGCUCUUGCCAAACAUAAAGAGAGAAAAAUGGCAGUUCCUAUGCCAUCGAAAAGACGGUCUCUGGUGGUGCAAACCUCAAUGGAUGCCUAUACACCUCCAGAUACCUCAUCUGGUUCAGAAGAUGAGGGAUCAGGGCAAGGUGAUUCCCAAGGAACCCCCUCCUCCAGCCAAGGCAGUCUGAAUAUGGAACACUGGAUAAGUCGAGCAAUCCAUGGGUCCACCACAUCUUCUACCAACUCCUCCUCUUCUACACAGAGCGGUGGAAGUGGUGCUGCUAAUGCACUGGCUGAUGUCAUGACACAAACGCACAUCGAAAACCACUCUGCACCUCCAGAUAUCACAACUUAUACAACAGAGCACUCAAUACAGGUUGAACGUCCCCAAGGAUCGACACCAAGAGCAGUCCCAAAGUAUGGAAAUGCUGAACUAAUGGAAACUGGUGAUGGAGUACCAGUAAGCAGCCGAGUCUCUGCAAAGAUCCAGCAGCUUGUAAACACCCUUAAGCGGCCAAAACGCCCUCCAUUACGAGAAUUCUUUGUUGAUGAUUUUGAAGAAUUACUGGAAGUUCAACAGCCAGACCCUAACCAGCCAAGACCAGAGGGAGCACAAAUGCUUGCCAUCAGGGGAGAGCAGCUGGGAGUAGUAACGAACUGGCCGCCAUCCCUGGAGGCAGCUCUUCAGCGCUGGGGUACCAUUUCUCCAAAGGCACCUUGUUUGACCACCAUGGAUACAAAUGGAAAACCACUUUACAUCCUUACAUACGGGAAGCUGUGGACAAGAAGUAUGAAAGUGGCUUACAACAUCCUACAUAAACUAGGCACCAAGCAAGAGCCAAUGGUCAGGCCUGGAGACAGGGUAGCACUUGUUUUUCCAAACAAUGAUCCUGCUGCUUUUAUGGUUGCAUUCUAUGGUUGUCUGUUGGCAGAGGUAGUUCCUGUUCCUAUUGAAGUACCCCUUACUAGAAAGGAGAUAAAGCAACGUUUCCUCCGACUCACUGUGAGCAACGCCAUGGGAGAUCUGCUAGCUUUAAUAAUAAAAAUGGAUGCUGGAAGCCAACAAAUUGGUUUUCUAUUGGGAAGUUGUGGUGUUACUGUAGCAUUAACUAGCGAUGCUUGUCAUAAAGGUUUGCCUAAAAGCCCAACAGGGGAGAUUCUACAAUUUAAAGGUUGGCCACGGUUGCUGUGGUUUGUAACAGAAUCUAAGCACCUAUCUAAGCCACCCCGGGAUUGGUUUCCUCAUAUCAAGGAUGCAAAUAAUGACACUGCGUACAUUGAGUACAAGACAUGUAAAGAUGGCAGCGUGCUAGGUGUGACUGUGACACGAAUUGCACUCUUGACUCAUUGUCAGGCUUUGACUCAGGCCUGUGCAUAUACAGAAGCGGAAACCAUAGUGAAUGUAUUGGAUUUUAAGAAGGAUGUUGGAUUGUGGCAUGGUAUUCUUACGAGUGUUAUGAACAUGAUGCAUGUUAUCAGUAUUCCAUAUUCAUUAAUGAAGGUGAACCCCCUUUCAUGGAUACAGAAAGUCUAUGCAUAUAAGGCUAAAGUGGCAUGUGUGAAGUCCAGGGACAUGCAUUGGGCCUUGGUUGCACACAGAGAUCAGCGAGACAUUAACCUCACCUCACUACGGAUGCUAAUAGUAGCAGAUGGAGCUAAUCCUUGGUCUAUUUCUUCCUGUGACGCAUUCCUUAAUGUCUUCCAAAGCAAAGGAUUGCGUCCAGAAGUAAUCUGUCCUUGUGCCAGUUCUCCAGAAGCUUUGACUGUAGCAAUUCGAAGGCCAACAGAUGAUACCAACCAGCCACCUGGCCGAGGGGUGCUCUCUAUGCACGGCUUGAGUUAUGGGGUGAUAAGAGUGGACUCUGAAGAAAAGCUGUCGGUCCUGACUGUGCAAGAUGUUGGCCUGGUGAUGCCUGGAGGUGUGAUGUGUGUUGUAAGACCAGAAGGAAUUCCAUUACUCUGUAGAACUGAUGAAAUAGGCGAACUUUGUGUGUGCUCCAUUGCUGCAGGUACAUCCUACUACGGUCUAUCAGGAAUGACGAAGAACACUUUUGAGAUGUUCCCAAUGAUGAGCUCAGGAGCCCCUAUCAGUGAAUAUCCAUUUGUCAGAACUGGACUCUUGGGUUUUGUUGGCCCUGGCGGAAUGGUCUUUGUUGUGGGAAAAAUGGAUGGCCUGAUGGUGGUCAGUGGGAGGCGGCACAAUGCAGAUGACAUUGUGGCAACAGCACUUGCAGUGGAACCAAUGAAGUUUGUCUACAGAGGAAGAAUAGCUGUGUUUUCUAUAAAUGUUUUGCAUGAUGAGAGGAUCGUAAUCAUUGCUGAGCAGAGACCAGAUUCUACUGAGGAAGAUAGCUUUCAGUGGAUGAGUAGAGUCCUUCAGGCCAUUGAUGGUAUUCAUCAAGUAGGGGUUUACUGUUUGGCUCUCGUACCCGCUAAUACUCUUCCAAAAACUCCUCUUGGAGGCAUACACCUCUCAGAAACCAAACAGUGCUUCUUAGAAGGUUCCCUCCACCCAUGCAAUGUGCUAAUGUGUCCGCACACUUGUGUAACAAAUCUGCCCAAGCCAAGGCAGAAACAGCCAGAGAUCGGCCCUGCUUCUGUUAUGGUUGGAAAUUUGGUAUCAGGAAAGAGGAUUGCCCAAGCGAGUGGAAGGGAUUUAGGACAAAUUGAAGACAAUGACCAAGGUAGAAAGUUUAUGUUUCUUGCUGAAGUUCUUCAGUGGCGUGCACAAACUACUCCUGACCACGUGCUAUUCACAUUACUGAACUCUCGGGGUACAAUAGCCAAUUCAUUAACAUGCCUUCAGCUACAUAAACGAGCUGAGAAAAUAGCAGUUAUGUUGAUGGAGAGGGGGCACCUACAGGAUGGAGAUCAUGUGGCUUUAGUUUAUCCACCAGGAAUAGACUUAAUUGCAGCGUUUUAUGGAUGCCUGUAUGCAGGCUGUGUGCCAAUAACAGUCCGUCCUCCACACCCGCAGAAUAUUGCUACCACGUUACCCACAGUGAAGAUGAUUGUGGAGGUCAGCAGAUCAGCAUGUAUAAUGACAUCGCAAUUGGUAGUAAAACUUCUAAGGUCGCGGGAAGCAGGAGCAGCAGUUGAUGUAAGAACAUGGCCUCCUGUUUUAGACACAGAUGAUUUGCCAAAGAGACGGCCUGCCCAGAUUUAUAAGCCCUCCAAUCCAGACACUUUGGCUUACCUUGACUUUAGUGUAUCUACGACAGGAAUGCUGGCAGGAGUGAAGAAAAACUACUGCUGGGAGGUUGAAGACUCUUACACAGGAGCACCUGGCAUAUAUACACAAGCCUUGCCCUCUAUUUCCAUCAAUCAGUUCACUCAUAAUAUGUCCCAUGCAGCAACUAGUGCCUUGUGUCGUUCGAUAAAGCUGCAGUGCGAGCUUUACCCAUCCCGAGAAGUAGCAAUCUGCCUGGAUCCCUACUGUGGUCUUGGAUUUGUUCUUUGGUGCCUCUGUAGUGUCUACUCAGGGCACCAGUCAAUCCUCAUCCCUCCUUCAGAACUGGAGAUAAAUCCUUCACUCUGGCUCCUGGCUGUCAGUCAGUAUAAGGUUCGAGACACUUUCUGCUCGUACUCCGUUAUGGAACUCUGCACAAAGGGGCUCGGCUCACAAACUGAAUCACUGAAGACAAGGGGAUUGGAUCUAUCUCGUGUACGAACCUGUGUUGUUGUUGCAGAAGAGCGGCCAAGGAUAGCUCUCACCCAGUCUUUUUCUAAGUUAUUUAAGGACCUGAAUCUUAAUCCAAGAGCAGUUAGUACAUCAUUUGGCUGCAGAGUGAAUCUUGCUAUUUGCCUUCAGGGUACGUCAGGACCUAGAUAG
Messenger RNA from Chiloscyllium plagiosum (whitespotted bambooshark), 4528 nucleotides. The record is from RefSeq and is a predicted model, not a curated record. NCBI's taxonomy places the organism in Eukaryota, Metazoa, Chordata, Chondrichthyes, Orectolobiformes, Hemiscylliidae.